Daldinia childiae is the source of this 2397-nucleotide messenger RNA. RefSeq lists its product as uncharacterized. The coding region runs from base 1 to 2397 and encodes 798 amino acids. Gene Ontology annotation, molecular function: ATP binding; ATP hydrolysis activity. The transcript is spliced from 8 exons. The record is from RefSeq and is a predicted model, not a curated record. NCBI's taxonomy places the organism in Eukaryota, Fungi, Ascomycota, Sordariomycetes, Xylariales, Hypoxylaceae.
AUGGCGGAAAAUAAUUCAGGUUGUCCGAUCCAAGGUAAACCAGACCUGUACGGGCUUGGUGUACGCCUUGGUCUUUACCUACAAUUCAUCGCUAUCGUGCUCGCGAGACCAUCAUUGAAACACGCUUUCAAAGCCAUCACUAGCUCAACUAUAGCCUUCGUCCUUGCUAAUUUCAUCGUACUCGUCAAAGAGAGUGCAUCGAGGACUCUAUUUGCUCCGGAGGCAUACCUCCUUUUCUUCCUCCUCAUUCCACAGCUCAUGGUGAACGUUAUAAACAUUGAUGUAUCGAGGGAACAUGUAAAUAUCCGUAGUACCAUCACCCUCCUCUUGUGGGGAUCAUUUUGCUUCUAUUUCAGCUGGUUCUGGUGGGUAGGACUAGACGUCUUACCGAUUUCCGGUUGCGAAGAUGAAUUUGGGUUCUUCUUCACCAAGAUCAGCCUCCGGGGUUGGUUCAGAACUUUUAACAAGAUCCUUUGGACAAUAUCAGAUAUUGGAUUUUUCAUAAUGAUUUCAUCGACUGCGAUUCAGGCCUUGGUGACAUAUUUCAAAAGCGGUGCUGAGGACUCUCCGGGACAGCAGCUUCACAACAUGUUGGAAACAAGUAUUGCAGACUGGUCGGAGCUUGGCUCAGAUGCCUCCGCCACUGAAGACGAUAUUCUAAGCAGCGACGGCCCUGGGCAGCUCUGUAAUGUCAAGACAUUGUACGAGGGCGAAUCCAAAUGUACUUGUUGCAUGAAUUGGGUAGAGGAGCUGCCAAAAGAUAUAGGGCCGUCGGCGGAAGAAGAGAAUGAAAGCAGGCGCCACGCACUUCUAAUCCGCAUGCAAAGAAAUCAUAACGAUGGAAAACCGAUGGUUCUCCAUUCCAUCGUUAUCCAGAGUUCUUACCUGAAGUCGAUGCUGGGUGAAUUAUUCGAAGAGUACUCAGGAAUAACUACGACGCUCAAGAAGUUGGUAUUUAGGGCACCGUUUCACUGCUUCUUUUAUGAAUGGAACCGUCUCGAGAAGAUCGUCCGUGAGAUAGAAGACCCCGUCAGCAAGAGUCAUGCGCGUCUACUACGGCGGGUUCUUAGGUCGGAAUUGAGAGAGACUAUUUCGCAAAGCAACGAUUUGAAUCAGAACGGAGUCAUCACUUUCGACUAUCUGUGGUCAAUUUUCAAACCUGGUAUUGAUGUCUACGCUUUGGAAGAUGGGUAUGAUCGCAUUUACAAGCUUCAACGGGCUCAAUACAUCACAGGUCUCGGUGGCCAAUUCUUCCAGGUGACAGUCAACGAGAUUGAUUAUGAUGGAGAUACUUCUGGCUAUAUGUCGAAGGCCCUCCUCAUUUUCAACUUUCCAGGCACGAUGAAAGUCAGCGAUCUUGAUGUUUUCCCUGCUUCUUACCAUCCAAGAUUGGGCGAGGUUAAGGAAACUCUUAGAAAGCGAGGCGAGAAGUUUAGGGAUAUUCACCUUAAGCCGUAUUACUACGGUGCGUACAAAGGUAUAGUUGUAGAUGGAAAGCAAAAGCGCAACAAUAUCACAGCACGAACGCAAGAACUGACUGACGACCUGCUGCAUUUAUGCACCGGUUAUGUACGAGGAUACUGCUUUAAGAUUAAGAAGUGGGUCAUAUUCCAUAUCGACAAUAUCCAAGAUAUCCAAUGGCGCGAUGACGCAUUUGACAGUCUCGUACUGGCUGGUGGGUACAAGAACCUGAUCAUGACAUUUGUUGAGAGUCAUGUCGAGAACAAGGAUAGAUUCGAUGAUGUAAUCGAAGGAAAAGGGCAGGGCAUCAGUAUGCUUCUUGAAGGACCUCCAGGUGUUGGCAAAACUCUUACGGCAGAAGCUGUGUCGGAAAAGUUGAGACGCCCCCUUUACCAAUUGGGCGCUGGGGAACUCGGGGCCGAACCUGAUACGGUAGAAGAGAACCUCAAGAUGAUUCUCGAAACAGCCGCUAAGUGGGAUGCGGUUCUACUCCUUGACGAGUGCGACGUUAUCCUCGCCGAGCGCAGCAACGAUAGUCUUGGUCGAAAUAGCAUUGUUGCUAUCUUCUUGCGUUUGCUUGAGUAUUAUCGCGGCAUGCUAUUUAUGACUACCAACAGAGUCGAAGCCAUGGACCCGGCAUUCCAGAGUAGAAUCCAUCUGACUAUCCACUACCCCGUUCUAGAUGUACCGGCGCGCCGACAGAUUUGGGAACGAUUUAUCCAGAAUUCUCAUCAGAAGUCGACAUUGCUUCCACAUAACUUCCUCGAAUUGCAGUCUAUCCCUAUCAAUGGGCGCGAGAUUAAGAAUGUGAUCAAGACUGCUCAAUUACUAGCAAGCCACGAAAGGGGUCCUUUAACUAUGGAGCACAUUCGUACUGCAUUGGGCGUGUCGCGGGUUGGUUAUAAGCCUAGAGCCGAGAUAAUUCAUUGCGAAUGA